This is a messenger RNA of Morone saxatilis (striped sea-bass), 1107 nucleotides long. RefSeq names its product dihydrodiol dehydrogenase, tandem duplicate 2 (gene dhdh.2). The coding region runs from base 26 to 1030 and encodes 334 amino acids. The record is from RefSeq and is a predicted model, not a curated record. The transcript has 7 exons. Gene Ontology annotation, molecular function: nucleotide binding. Lineage: Eukaryota; Metazoa; Chordata; Actinopteri; Moronidae.
CUCAGUCAGUCAGUCAGUGUCCAACAUGGCAACCAGGUGGGGAAUCUGUAGCGCGGGGAAGAUCAGUCAUGACUUCACUGUGGCCCUCAAAUCUCUUCCUCCCGAAGACCAUCAGGUUGUGGCUGUGGCAGCUCGCAAGUUAGAAGAUGCACAGGAGUUUGCCAAGAAGCACAGCAUCUCUCGAGCAUAUGGCGCCUAUGAGGAGCUGGCCAGGGAUCCAGACAUAGAUGUGGUGUAUAUUGGCGUUAUUCACCCCUACCAUCUGAGAACUUGUCUGCUCUUUACGAAUGCCAAGAAGAACGUGCUAUGUGAGAAGCCACUGGCCAUGAACACCAGGGAGGUGCAGGAGAUCCUGGCUUCUGCCAAGAUGAAUGAUGUCUUCCUCAUGGAGGCUGUCUGGACCCGAUUCUUCCCGGCCUCAGUGGAGAUCAGACGGCUCCUGGCCCAGGGGGAGGUGGGCGAGGUGAAGAUGGUGAGAUCGGAGUUUGGCGUGCCGCUGAUGAAUGUGCCGAGGUCCGUGGAGAAGGAGCUGGGUGGAGGGGCAGUGCUAGAUUUAGGCAUCUACUGCCUGCAGUUUAUUUGCAUGGUGUAUAAUGGAGAGAAGCCAGAGUGCAUCCAGGCCACGGGAAUCUGUAAGGAAACAGGAGUGGAUGAGACUGUGGUUGUCACUCUGAAGUUCUCCAAGAACAGGAUGGCAGUGUUUACUUGCUCUUCGGGUAUUCAGCUGCCCAAUGACGCCAUUAUUAUGGGCACAAAGGGCACCAUCAGGGUUCCUGACCACAUGUGGUGCCCGACAUCAUUGGUGGUGAAUGGGAAGGAGACUCAGUACCCACUGCCAGACCCCUAUUUGCCUCUCAACUUCCUCAACAGCACAGGGAUGCGUUACGAAGCAGAGGAGGUUCGGCAGUGUUUGCUCAAAGGGCUAAAGGAGAGUGCAGUUGUGUCCCAUGCCCAUUCUCUUCUGUUGGCUGAGGUGGAGGAUGAGAUUCGCAGACAGGUGGGGGUGGUGUACAGCCAGGACUGCCAUUAAAUGUUGGAACAUACUACAUCAUUUUCCCUGUUGUAUGGGACAGGUUUUUGAUGAAGAAUAAAUUCUUUAUGUUCAAA